UUUGUCCGACUGACACGCUCUAGUUUGUAAAGGGGCUCUCGCUGAAUGUGCAGGCGCAGACUCAAGACUUAAUUGCGCUCUUUUUUUGAGUAAACCCGUCAUUCUGAAUCCUCCAGGAUGGAUAUGAAGAAGCGAAUUCAUCUGGAGUUGCGUAACCGAACGCCGUCGGACGUGAAAGAACUCGUGCUCGAUAACUGUCGGUCAAAUGAAGGCAAAAUCGAAGGCCUUACAGAUGAGUUUGAAGAGCUGGAGUUUCUAAGCACAAUCAAUGUCGGCUUAACCUCGGUCGCCAACCUGCCCAAGCUCAACAAACUAAAAAAGUUGGAGCUCAGCGACAACAGAAUCUCAGGUGGUUUGGAGGUCCUGGCAGAGAAAUGUCCCAACCUCACUCAUCUCAACCUCAGUGGCAACAAGAUUAAAGACCUCAGCACUAUCGAACCACUGAAAAAAUUGGAAAGUCUCAAAAGUUUAGACCUGUUUAACUGUGAGGUAACAAACCUGAAUGACUACAGAGAAAACGUCUUCAAACUGCUGCCACAGUUGACAUAUCUCGAUGGCUACGACAAAGAAGAUAAAGAGGCGCCUGAUUCUGAUGCAGAGGCCUAUGUGGAGGGAUUGGAUGAUGAAGAUGACGAUGAUGUAGAUGAUGAGGAAGACUAUGACGAAGAGGCAGCUCCAGGAGAGGAAGACGAUGAAGAAGAAGGAGAUGAGGAGGAUGAUGAGGAAGGAGAAGAAGAGGAGGAGGAAGAUGUCAGUGGAGAGGAGGAAGAGGAGGAGGAUUUAAAUGACGGAGAAGUUGAUGACGAGGAUGAAGAUGAGGAGGAGCGGGGUCAGAAAAGGAAAAGGGAUUUGGACGAAGAAGGCGAGGAGGACGAUGACUGAACAUGCACUCUUGGGUUUCCUUUGUGAUCCGACUGUUUUAACCUCUGUUUCUAUGUCCUGAUGUUGUUUUGCGGUGGUUUGGGGAAGUAUGCAAAUGGUAGGGGUGGGUCAGUAGACAAAUGAGGACACCAGUUUGAAUAUUAUGUUUUUUUUUUUUUCUUUUUUAAACUUUGACCCCAUUUGUUUUCUCCCAAACCUCUACAGCUAACUGGCAACAUGUCGGUAAUUUUCUGUUGUCAGAAACAAAAUUCAAAAAACAAGUUCUGUGUUGCUUUCUUUUUGUAAUUUUUAUUCUCCCCUUUACUGUUGAUGCCUAUUCAGAUUGCUUAUACAGAUUGCUGGGUAUGACUUAUGUAUUUAAAUGACAAAAAAUACCAAAAACCUUUUAAAAACAGCAUGUCUGGCUCUAUUUUAAAUUUGACUACAGGAUUUCAAGAGGGUUUUGUUACCCACUUUUUUAAAAUCACACAUUUUUUGUUUUGUGUACUUUGCAUCUCUUUGGUGUUGUCAUCACGUGGCGUGCUGUUUGAGCGCAGAAGAGACGUCGGGAUAUCGGCUCAAACGUGCGCGCUGCGACCUCUCAAUGUGAUAUUUUUUUUAAUGUUUAUUUAGAACUGAAUGUCUGCCAUUGUCAAAUGAUUUUCCUAAAUCCCUUCUCCUUCUUGCGUGGAUAGUUCAGAGGUCUCGUGUUCUUUGUAAAUAAUGACCAAAUAUAUUUUUUUCUAUUCCCUUUGAUAACGGCAGACAUUUCAACAGUAAAUCUCAGUUGUACCUGUUAACUGUAAUAAAACAAAUGAAAACACA
Messenger RNA from Trichomycterus rosablanca, 1686 nucleotides. RefSeq names its product acidic (leucine-rich) nuclear phosphoprotein 32 family, member A (gene anp32a). NCBI's taxonomy places the organism in Eukaryota, Metazoa, Chordata, Actinopteri, Siluriformes, Trichomycteridae. Gene Ontology annotation, cellular component: nucleus. The coding region runs from base 118 to 882 and encodes 254 amino acids. Gene Ontology annotation, molecular function: histone binding. The record is from RefSeq and is a predicted model, not a curated record. Gene Ontology annotation, biological process: regulation of apoptotic process. The transcript has 7 exons.